ACAGUGAAGUUUUCUCAUACCGCAGGGAUGACAAGCUCAAACAGCACUCAGUUGCUCCCUCUGCAGAUUCUUUGGGACUGUCUUAGACAACAGAGCCUCCUCAGAUCUCCAUUUUUCCCAGUCUUCUUCUCUCUGACUAUUUACCUGAGCUGCUGCCUGCCUUAUGUUUGUCUGGAUAUUCUUUGCUCACAACUGACCCUGAUCCAGCGCUUCAAGAUUCAGCCUCAAAGCCAGGUGUCCUGGCUUUACCGUCACUUCCACAGGGAACACCACUUCUACAGAGCCACCUUCUCGCUGACAACAGAAAACUCCAGUAUCUGGGAGAUGCUGAGCCUCAGCUUCUUCACCACACUGAACCCUGCUCUCCUGGACUGCCACCCGCUCACAGAGAUGCUCUUCUACAUCACUAACAUCUAUCUGUCUGUUGAGGCUCACUCAGGAUAUGAAUUCCCCUGGUCUCCACAUAGACUGGUGCCGUUUGGUCUCUACGGAGGAGCUCAGCAUCACGACCUCCAUCACCUCAAAUUCAAAGUCAACUACGCGCCGUACUUCACACACUGGGACAGACUGUUUGGCACACUGCAGGGAAAAUGCACACAGAGGAGGGCAAGAAAACUGUCUUUGAAAGGGUCAUGAUGAGUGAAGGCCUCAUGAAUAUCAUUAACACAUCUGUUAACCUGCUAAAAAAGUGGCUAAUGAAGAAAAAUUACUGACUUUAUGGAAUUUGGAUGAUUAAGACAAACAGCGACUGUUUCAGCGUGGACAUACAAUCUUUAGAAUGAGCUAGACGUGGAAGAAUGUGGAUCUAAAUUUUAAAUAUGGCAUUAAAAGCUUUGUACUUUGCUCCUUCAAGUGUAACCAAAGUUUUUUCACAGCAGAAAUGUAAAGAUUAAUAUACAAUAUUUUAUGGAAGCCCAUAUGGGACAUGAUGAAAAUGUUAAUCAUAUUGAAUUAUUUCAUUUACUCAAAUAACUCAUACAAAUGUGGAAAAUGAAAAUGCUAUUGUGGAAUAACUUAUACAUUUUAGAUUUACUAACAUUUUAAUUUAGUCCCCCAAGGGCUUCCAUACUUUCCAGUGCAAAUUUAGCAACAACAGUAAUUCAGAUGCCAUAUGUAUGGAUGAAUGGAUGUGAAUAAAUGUACUCAGGUCAUGUUAUGUCGCAGAUUUGAUUAUCUGCAAUCGUCUGAGUAAAUAGUGUAGACUGACAGCAGAUGAGUGGAUUAUACUGUCAGACCAGCUUGAAGGGUUUAUAUGAAUGUCUUUUAAAGUAUCACUUAAAUCUCAUAAAUCAAUUUAAUUGUGAUUUUGUUUCUCUAACUUCUUUACUUUUGCCGCAGAAUGUGAAAGUGAUAUUGGUGUUUUUGUAACGAUCCUUUAGUUAACUGGAUUUAUUAAAGGAGGCCUGUUAUGCUUGUUCAGUUUAAUCCCUUUCCUUCUGUGUUCUUAACGGCUCUUGUGCAUUCAAAAGGUCUGGA
This is a messenger RNA of Acanthopagrus latus (yellowfin seabream), 1476 nucleotides long. RefSeq names its product cholesterol 25-hydroxylase-like protein. The transcript is spliced from 2 exons. NCBI's taxonomy places the organism in Eukaryota, Metazoa, Chordata, Actinopteri, Spariformes, Sparidae. Gene Ontology annotation, biological process: sterol biosynthetic process; cholesterol metabolic process. Bases 28 to 636 code for a protein of 202 amino acids. Gene Ontology annotation, molecular function: iron ion binding; steroid hydroxylase activity; C-4 methylsterol oxidase activity. The record is from RefSeq and is a predicted model, not a curated record.